Messenger RNA from Hemicordylus capensis (graceful crag lizard), 3815 nucleotides. RefSeq names its product protein tyrosine phosphatase non-receptor type 6 (gene PTPN6). Gene Ontology annotation, biological process: protein dephosphorylation. Lineage: Eukaryota; Metazoa; Chordata; Lepidosauria; Squamata; Cordylidae. The record is from RefSeq and is a predicted model, not a curated record. The transcript has 14 exons. Gene Ontology annotation, molecular function: protein tyrosine phosphatase activity. The coding region runs from base 656 to 2512 and encodes 618 amino acids.
GUCUGGCUUUAUGGACUUGGUGCUGAGACAGAGUGGAGAACCUUCACUCUCAAUGUCUGGCACUCUCCUCCUCCAACAAAACUGCCUAAGGACAGGUUCCCAUAUGUACAGAGUUGUCACCUAGUUUACUGGACUUGCUCCCGUGCUUUUACCGGCAGCCUGGCACACAGAAAUGUAGCCGGUGAAACUUUUUGCAUGAUUUAUCUCAAGCAUCACCUGCUAAAUUGCUGUGUGUCAGGCUGCUGUUAUAGGUUGUAGGUUCUGAGCCAAUGAAAAAGGUGGCAACCUUUUCAAUUUGUGUAUAUCAGUUGAUGACUGAUGGCUGAAUGUGUGAACAAUUCCAUUUGAAGCAUUGUGUGUGAGGUGAGGUGAAGGUUCUGUUUGUGAUGUUUGAUCUGUGUUGGCUUGUUCACACAUGCAGGUCACCAUGAUGCUGCAUGGAGAAAUAAUGAACAUGCAUGUGUGAACCAGUGCUUAGCUAGAACUGUGGGAGGGAGGUGGCACAAGGAGAACUCUGCACACUUUUUGACCGCUCUUGGGUUGUGAGGGCGUUGUCCCCUUGAAGGGAUUCUUGAGGGCACCAUCCCCUUGAAGACUGACUUGUGCAUACAAUACCUUUCCUCCAUCCUCUCCCAAUUUACUGAGUCCUUCCUUUAUGCUCCUCCCCCUCACUUCAAGCAGGUGGUUCCAUCGUGACCUGAGUGGCAUAGAUGCUGAGACCUUACUCAAAGCACGAGGAGUCCAUGGCAGUUUUUUGGCUCGCCCCAGCCGGAAGAACAAGGGGGAUUUUUCUCUUUCUGUCAGAGUUGGUGAUCAAGUGACCCACAUCCGUAUCCAGAAUACUGGGGAUUUCUAUGACCUCUAUGGGGGAGAGAAAUUUGCCACUUUGUCAGAACUGGUGGAGUAUUACACACAGCAGCAGGGAUCUCUGCAAGACAAAGAUGGAACCAUCAUAGACUUGAAGUAUCCACUGAACUGCUCUGAUCCCACAACAGAAAGGUGGUAUCAUGGGCAUCUUUCUGGUCCAGCAGCUGAGACUUUACUCCAAGCCAAGGUUGCUCCAUGGACCUUCUUGGUACGUGAGAGCCUCAGCAAGCCAGGUGAUUUCGUGCUGUCUGUUCUGACUGACCAACCCAAGUCUGGGGCUGAUGCCACCCCAACAGGAGCCACCAGCACUCCCAAAGAACGACUCAGAGUCACUCACGUCAAGGUCAUGUGUCAGAAGGGGAAGUACACAAUUGGGGGAGCAGAAAUGUUUUGCAACUUGACUGACCUGGUGGAGCAUUUUAAGAAGACAGGAAUUGAGGAGGCAUCUGGAUCAUAUGUGUAUUUGAGACAGCCUUUCAAUGCCACCCGAGUGAAUGCAGCCAACAUUGAGGACAGGGUGCAAGAGCUCAACAAGAGGAGCCAAGUGGAAGAGGCAGCCAAAGGUGGUUUCUGGGAGGAGUUUGAUAGCCUACAGAAACAAGAGACUAAGAACUUGUACAAUCGACAUGAGGGCCAAAGACCAGAGAACAAGGGCAAGAACCGCUACAAGAACAUUUUGCCAUUUGAUCACUCCCGCGUCAUCCUCCAAGACAGAGAUGUGAAUGUUGCUGGGUCGGACUAUAUCAAUGCCAACUACAUCAAGAAUGAGCUGUUCAGCCCUGAGGAGUGCUGUAAAACCUACAUUGCCAGCCAAGGUUGCUUGGAAGCCACCAUCAAUGAUUUCUGGCAGAUGGUGUGGCAAGAAAAUUCACGCAUCAUUGUGAUGACCACCCGGGAGGUGGAGAAAGGAAGGAACAAAUGUGUCCCCUACUGGCCAGAAGUGGGAAGCAGCAAAGAGUAUAGGCCAUACAUAGUGGAGAAUGCUGGAGAACAUGAUGCUCUAGAAUAUAAACUUCGACAUCUCCGUCUUUCACCAGUCAAUAAUAGUGAGGCGGUGCGAGACAUCUGGCAUUACCAGUACCUGAGCUGGCCUGACCAUGGAGUGCCCAGUGAGCCAGGAGGAGUUCUUGGCUUCCUUGACCAAGUCAACCAGAAGCAAGAGAGCAUCCCUGAUGCUGGAUCCAUAGUAGUGCACUGCAGUGCUGGGAUCGGUCGCACCGGCACCAUCAUCGUCAUUGAUAUGAUUGUGGAUAUGAUCUCCACAAAAGGAUUGGACUGUGAUGUAGAUAUCCCAAAGGCCAUUCAGAUGGUUCGAUCCCAGCGCUCAGGAAUGGUGCAGACCGAGGCUCAGUACAAGUUCAUCUACAUGGCCAUCUGCCAGUUCAUAGAGACCACCAAGAAGAAGCUGGAUGUUAUGCAGUCCCAGAAAGGAAGACCACAUGAGUCUGAAUAUGGGAAUAUAACCUACCCGCCUGCACAGAAGACUUCACACGCAAAGGCCUCACGGAAAUCCUCCAAGCAGAAAGAGGAAGCAACACUCUAUGAGAAUUUAGAGAAUGCCAAAGGCAAGAAAGAGGAGAAAGGACAAAAGCAGUGGCCUUCAGGAAAGGAGAAGAAAGCAAAGGGCUCCCUGAAGAAAAAAUAAUGUUAUGCCGCUUCCGGUGGGACUCCCACACUGCCUUGAUUUGCAGCAAAUGCAGAAUGUCUUGCUUCCUACUAAGAAAUGUCCCCAGUGGUUUACUGAACUGUGGCGAGCCAACCCAAGACAUUUGGGGGAAGAGCUGUAAUUCAGUGGUAGAGCCUAUGCUUGGCAUGCAGAAGGUUGAGGCUUCAGUCGCUGGCACAUGCAGAUGGGGUAGGGAAAGGCCCCUGCCUGAAACCGGGGAGAGCUGUUGGUAGUCAGUGUAGACAGUACUGAGCUAGAUGGACCAAUGGUCUGGCUCCAUAGAAGGCAGCUUCCUGUGUUCCUAUGGUGCUUAAGGCAGAAAAUCCAAAUGGCACCUUCCCUGAUCAUCAAUUAACAUGGCACCGCUCUAAUUAAUAUUCUAUUACACUUGUUCAAAUCUUCCUAGUGGAUCGUGUAUCAUGGUUCAGAUCUGCCUGCCUCACUCUCUGCCGAAACCGCACACAAAAUCCACUGUUGAGUUGCCAUCUUGCUUUUGCUUUGGCAUAAGGCUUCCUCUCCACUCCAGCCGGAUUGCAUAAAUCCAUGCCCCACAUUUCAAGGCCACAGGCCUUCUCUCUCCCCCUUCUCUCUUUUAUGAAUGAUCCAUAUUGUUUUUAGCAGUCUAUGGGCAUCUCUGCAUUGGUUUUGUGGGGGCAGCACCUCUGGCACACUCAUCUCCAGCCUAUCUGCAGAUUGUGGCAUUCAACAACCGUAAUAUGAUGGCGUCCCCCACCUCCAAUUCCUUUUUGGACUCCAUGUUUCAGUAAACCCAUUAGAUUGGACUGUUUUCUAGUCUUUCCUUUUAAAAGGCAGUUUCUGAGAGCUUGAACUGCUUUGGGAUGAAAAGCAGGGCGUAAAUCUGGAUAUAAGUAACUAAAAUAAAGCUGCUGGUUCUUUCCUGGUCUUGGACUCCAGUUCAUGAGAUACCUACCGAAAACAACCUCUGUGCCACACUAAGUUUCAGUUUUUUGCCAAACCAAGAGAUUGGAUAUGCUAACUUUGGAUAAAUGUCGCAUCUGUGGCUCAACUGUAUUCUUCCUGGCCCAGGCCCAGUGCCAGUGCCACCCCCCCAACCCCCACUUUUGGAAUGAAGCAUCACCCGAGCUAAACUUGUCUUGUGCUCCAUUAGCAACUGUGGUGGUGGUGGUGGGGGGAAUGUGAUCAGCAGCAGCCUCUGCUUAGCCACCAAACAUUUCAGCUGUGCUCUGUAAAUAAUGGAUGAUUUCCCUAAUCUAAUGGAUUGAUUUUCUUUACUUUGUAAAUAAACCAGAGUUUUGUUUGA